Messenger RNA from Telopea speciosissima, 2207 nucleotides. Its product is annotated as proline-rich receptor-like protein kinase PERK1. The transcript has 8 exons. Gene Ontology annotation, biological process: protein phosphorylation. The record is from RefSeq and is a predicted model, not a curated record. Gene Ontology annotation, molecular function: ATP binding; protein kinase activity. Lineage: Eukaryota; Viridiplantae; Streptophyta; Magnoliopsida; Proteales; Proteaceae. Bases 1 to 2022 code for a protein of 673 amino acids.
AUGUCUUCUCCGACUUACCUAAAAGUAAAAAAGAAGGCAACGUCUUCUCCGGCUCCCACACCUUCUCCACCUACUAAUGCUUCGUCUUUGUCGCCGCCACCUACGAAUACUUCCUCUCCAACGCCAGCGACUCCGACUCCGGUAGCUCCUGUCGCCUCUCCACCGCCUCCCCCUACUAAUUCUUCACCUCCUCCGGCGUCUUCAACAACCUCUCCUCCCCCUUCAUCUUCCCCAGUUGCUUCGUCUCCACCGUCUCCUGCGUCAUCGACUACUACAUCUCCACCUCCGCCUUCUUCCACUGGGAAAACUCCCUCGACACCCACAAGUCAUUCUUCGCCGCCGCCGCCCCAUUCUUCUUCUUCUUCAUCCAGUUCAUCUUCUCCCGCUGUAUCAACGGGUCUUGUCGUUGGAAUUGCCAUUGGUGGAGUCGUUAUGCUAGUUUUCUUGAGCUUACUAUUCAUCUGUUGUAAGAAGAAAAGGAGGAGGGAUCAUCAUGUACCCGAAGAUUACUACUACGGUCCGCCCCCACCCGGGCCGAAAGAUAGACCUUAUGGUGGGCAGCCUCAACAUUGGCAGCACAAUGCUCCUCCUCCAGGGGACAAUGUUGUCACGAUGCCUCCAAAACCCUCUCCUCCUCCAGCAUAUGCGUCACGACCACCACAUUCACCAGCUCGUACUCCCACACCCCCGCCUCCUCCUCCAGCAUAUGCGUCACGACCGCCACAUUCACCAGCUCGUACUCCCAUACCCCCGCCGCCUCCUCCACCAUUUAUGAACAGCAGUGGAGGGUCAGAGUCAAAUUAUUCAGGAACUGAGAAUCCACUACCAUCACCAUCUCCUGGCAUUUCCUUGGGUUUCUCAAAGAGCACAUUCACUUAUGAAGAAUUAGAGAUGGCAACAGAGGGCUUCUCGGCUGCCAACAUGUUAGGACAAGGAGGUUUUGGAUAUGUCCAUAGAGGGGUUCUUCCAAAUGGGAAAGAGGUUGCGAUUAAGUCACUAAAAGCUGGUAGCGGGCAGGGGGAUCGUGAAUUUCAGGCAGAGGUUGAGAUUAUUAGUCGAGUACAUCACAAACAUCUUGUUUCAUUGGUAGGAUAUUGCAUUGCUGGAUCCCAAAGAAUGCUUGUCUAUGAGUUUGUUCCAAACAACACAUUGGAGUUCCACUUACAUGGGAAGGGGCGGCCAGUAAUGGACUGGCCCACUAGACUAAAAAUUGCUCUAGGUGCUGCCAAAGGACUUGCAUAUCUCCAUGAAGAUUGUAGUCCUAAGAUUAUUCAUCGUGAUAUCAAGGCAGCUAAUAUUCUCCUUGAUUUUAAAUUUGAGGCAAAGGUUGCAGAUUUUGGGCUUGCCAAAUUCUCAUCUGAUGCCAAUACUCAUGUCUCCACCCGAGUAAUGGGAACCUUCGGGUAUCUGGCUCCAGAGUAUGCGGCAAGUGGGAAACUCACAGAUAAAUCCGAUGUCUUUUCUUUCGGUGUUAUGUUGCUAGAGUUUAUUACUGGGCAUCGUCCUGUUAGUUCAACUCAUACAUUCGUGGAUGAUAGCUUGGUAGACUGGGCAAGACCUUUACUUACACGAGCUCUAGAAGAUGGCAACUAUGACACCCUUGUUGACCCACGGCUGCAGAAGGAUUACAACCCCUCUGAGAUGGCACGCGUGGUGGCCUGUGCAGCUGCUUGUGUGCGUCAUUCUGCAAGACGGCGGCCACGCAUGAGCCAGAUUGUCCGGGCCUUGGAAGGAGACAUGUCCCUCUCCAGUUUGAAUGAAGGCCUUAGACCUGGACACAGCACCAAUUAUGGUUCAUAUGGAAGCUCAGAUUAUGACACAAACCAGUAUAAUGAAGACAUGAAGAAAUUCCGGAAGAUGGCACUUGCUAGUCAGGAAUACGGAAGCAGCGAAUACAGUGGACCAACUAGCGAGUAUGGUUUGCAUCCAUCUGGGUCGAGCAGUGAGGGCCAGCAAACCACGCGAGAGAUGGAGAUGGGAAAGAUGAAGAAAGACAGUCGAGGAUUCAGCGGAAGCUCUUGAAGAUUGGUGCCUGUAAAAAUCCUCUCUCUAUUCAAAUAUGCUACACCUCCACUUGUGUGUUGUCUUUAAUUGCGAGAAUUACAACCAACUGGUGUGACUGCGAGGUAUUUAACACCAUUGGUUUUUCCUUCCUUUUUUUUUUUUUUAUUACUACAAGCUGGUAAAAUCUCAUAUUGAUUAUUUUA